ACACACACGCAAAGCUAAACUUCCGUCUUUCUUUCGCUGUGUUUGUUGUGACUCGUGUGUGUGAAUUCGAAUUUGUUUUUUUGCCAUUUUUGUUUCAAAUUUUGAUAUCAAAAUGCAAAUUUUCAUCCGCCAUCAAGGUACCCAUGUGGUCGAAUGUUCCAAUGAUGAUUUUGUUUAUGGAUUGAAACAAAAAAUUGAACAACUUCAUCAGAUUCCAGCUGAAGAACAAAUCCUCUAUCAUAAUGGACAUGCAUUGGAUGAUGAUGAACGUAUUGUCGAUUGUUUGACAAAUGGUACGAAUAUUGAAUUAAAUCUACGAUUAUUGGGUGGUAAAGUUCAUGGUUCAUUGGCUCGUGCCGGUAAAGUACGUGCACAAACACCUAAAGUUGAUAAACAAGAAAAGAAAAAGAAACCUACUGGUCGUGCUAAACGUCGUUUACAAUAUAAUCGACGAUUUGUCAAUGCUGUACGUGUUCCAGGACGUAAACGUGGACCUAAUGCUAAUGCCUAAUUAAAAAUGAUUGUCAUUUUUCUUCAAAAAUUGAUUGAAUAAAAAAAUUUUUUAAUCAAAAAAAA
Dermatophagoides farinae (American house dust mite) is the source of this 576-nucleotide messenger RNA. It is a transcript of the gene RpS30, whose product is annotated as ribosomal protein S30. NCBI's taxonomy places the organism in Eukaryota, Metazoa, Arthropoda, Arachnida, Sarcoptiformes, Pyroglyphidae. Gene Ontology annotation, molecular function: structural constituent of ribosome; protein binding. The record is from RefSeq and is a predicted model, not a curated record. Gene Ontology annotation, biological process: translation. Gene Ontology annotation, cellular component: cytosolic small ribosomal subunit; ribosome.